This is a messenger RNA of Pistacia vera, 1742 nucleotides long. RefSeq lists its product as uncharacterized. NCBI's taxonomy places the organism in Eukaryota, Viridiplantae, Streptophyta, Magnoliopsida, Sapindales, Anacardiaceae. Gene Ontology annotation, molecular function: ubiquitin protein ligase activity. The transcript has a single exon. The record is from RefSeq and is a predicted model, not a curated record. Gene Ontology annotation, cellular component: cytoplasm. Gene Ontology annotation, biological process: protein ubiquitination. Bases 106 to 1461 code for a protein of 451 amino acids.
CCACCUGACAACCAAAACGCCCUUCAAAAUCUAUUACCCAAAAACAGCAUCUAUUUUUGUUUUCUUUGUUUUUCCAAACACAAAAACAAAAGCAAAAACAAAAACAUGGCUCAGGUCUCUUCUUCUUACCUUCACCUUCAGCACGAAUUGGAUGACGAAACCCUAACCCUAGAUUCUCUUCCCUACUGGUCUCACCCCGACUUCGACAUCUACACUUCCGAUACCGAAUUAUCCGCGCCUUCCUAUUCUCGCCGUCAAUCCGCCGUUCGUUUUCACGAUGACGUCUCUGACUCCGAUUCGUUGAUUGCCAACACCUCAGAUCUCUUCGACCAUCGCGAGAAUCAGGUUCAUUUCGUCAUGGAUCUGUUUCAACAACGCGUCGAGCAGUCUCAGGUAAUUGGUGGUGGUGGUGAUGAUGAUAGUGGUAGUGGGUUAGUCUCGGAUCCUUUAAAUGGGUCGGGUUUUGGUGUAAUUGGAGAGAAUAGUGAUAUAGGUAUUGAACAUUUGGAUGUCGAUUUUGGUCUAGGGUUAGGGUUUGGGGUUUUGAAUAUUCGUGAGAGUAAUGAGGAUAAUUCCCGUAAUUUUAGCAAUAUCAAUCUUAAUGUUUUUGAUUGUAAUGAAGAUGAUUUCUUUGUUGAGAGGAGGGUUUCAGGUGAGGCGGGAUCCUCGGGUGUUCGGGUUAUUGGGUUUAGUUCAGAUUCGGAAUCUGAUGAUGGGAAUCAGCGUGAAGUUGCUUUAGGGGAUUUGGGUUUGCAUUCGGAGGAUGAGUAUGUGAGUGAAGAUCAUCUUGAUGAUGUUACAAGCAUUCGUCUUUGUUGGGAUUCACUUAAUGUGGAGGAUAAUAGAGAAACCAAUGAAGAUUUUGAAUGGGAGGAAGUUGAUGGUCGUGUUGAUGAGAGGGAGAUUUUUAAUACGUUUGUUGAUGAAAAUGAUGAUGAAAAUUCAAUUUCGCUUUCCAUUUCACCGAUAAUUGCCCCUGAAGAUGUUGUUAGUGUGGAAAGAGUAGGAGGAUUUGGGAAUUUGGAGUGGGAAGUUUUGUUAAAUGCUAAUAAUUUGGAGACAAAUCCUGAAAUGGAUAAUCAUAACGAACCUUAUUUUGGUGAUCAUGAUGACUUUUUUCAUACUGCAGAGUAUGAGAUGUUUUUUGGGCAGUUUGCUGAGAAUGAGAAUGCAUGGAUGGGUAGACCCCCAGCCUCAAAAUCAGCUAUUGCCAAUCUUCCACUGGUGGUUCUGACUCAAGAGGAUGUGGAGAGUAAUAAUGCAGUUUGUGCAGUAUGUAAGGACGAUAUUGGUGUUGGAGAGAAAGCAAAGCAGUUGCCCUGCACCCAUCGGUAUCAUGGAGAUUGCAUUAUACCGUGGCUUGGGAUUAGGAAUACAUGUCCUGUCUGUCGCUAUGAGUUACCCACAGAUGAUCCUGGGUAUGAGAGGAGGAGAACCCAGAGAGCUGCUCGUGGCCAGUGAUGGUGACUCAUGUUCACAUAUGAUUUUGAAGUUUCUUAAUGAGCACUAGGUUAUUUAAAGAUAUUGCUGUUGGGAAAAAAAUUAAUCUAUUUACAUGAAGAUUGUGAGAAAUUUUUGGUAUUUAAAGUUUUAGUGGGAGUAUAAGAAUGUUCAAUGACUGCAUUGUAAUCAUGAUUUUUGAAUUUAAAUAAUUUUGAAUGUAUAUAUUGGCUGUGUUUUUGGCUUUUUUUUUUUUUAAUUAAAUCUUAGGCACUAGAAUGUUUUUGGAACAAGUGUAAAAU